This is a messenger RNA of Ziziphus jujuba (common jujube), 1239 nucleotides long. RefSeq names its product protein MODIFYING WALL LIGNIN-1. The record is from RefSeq and is a predicted model, not a curated record. The coding region runs from base 542 to 1105 and encodes 187 amino acids. The transcript has 3 exons. NCBI's taxonomy places the organism in Eukaryota, Viridiplantae, Streptophyta, Magnoliopsida, Rosales, Rhamnaceae.
UAUGCAUUUUCUACCACAUAAACUUAGUAGAAAUGUAUGUGCAAAUCCUAUGUCAAAUCAUGAAGAGGCUAAAAGAUUCAGAAAAUAAAAUAAAACCCAAAAACCCAUCAACAAUUUGCUUCCAUCUCUUCAAUUCCUUGACGUCUUGAAUCUCUCUGUAUAUAAAUCUCUCACUUCAUCUUUCAUUGGACAGCCCACCACCGAAGCAGUUGACUUUGCUCCAAUUUUCUAAACAAAAUUUUUGACAAAAAAAAAAAUAAUAAUAAUAAUAAUAAAAGGCUUAAGCUUCACAAAUAUUCCAAAACCGUCUAAACACCAAGUAGCAAAUAGGAAUGGUAUCUCUCCUCCAAAGCAAUGAAAAACCAUUUAGGAAGAAAGUUUCAACCACUACAAAGGAUCAAGAACUACUACUGCUGCUUCACCAACGACACCCAAUAUCUUUCUAUUCCUUGAGUAAUCUCCAAGCCUUGCUUUUCUUUUCCUUUUAUUUAUCUUUUGGGUUUCAAAAUUUCUUGAAGGAAAACAGAGUUUUCCAUCAUCAAUGGAGAAAAACGGAUAUGGGUUUUUGCUAAUUCUCUCGGUCAUUGCCUCUCUCGGUCUCAUGUCCUGCGUAUCCUGCAUAGUUGCCGAAUUCAAGAAAACAAAGGUUAAGGACGUCAAACUGGUAGGAAGACUGUGUUAUUUGCCAGAAAGUCAUGCACUUGGGUUUGGAAUUGCAGCAUUAAUUUGUUUGUCUGUGGCUCAGAUAAUCGGGAAUGUGAUAAUCUGUGGGAAUUUUUGUUCAAAACAGAGAGGAAUUAGCUAUUGCAAGGCCAAUAAGCCAUUGAUAUCGACUUUUCUUCUGCUUAUCUCUUGGAUCAGCUUUGGAAUUGCAGUUGCUUUAAUAAGUACUGCCACAAGCAUGAGCUUAAAACAAGCCUAUGGAACUGGCUGGUUAGACGGUGAAUGCUACCUCGUAAAAGAUGGUGUAUAUAUUGGUUCAGCUUUCUUGGUCUUAUUCACUGUAGUGUCCAUCCUUGGCUCUACCUUAACAACAAUCAGGAGAACCCAGGUUGAUCAAGGGUCUCAAAUACAUCAACCACUUGAAUCCAAAAUCUUGGGAUAGUUUUUGGCAAGUCUAAUUUUGGGUUCAAAUUUGUUACCCAGAAUUUUUUUUUUUUUUUUAAUAUUUUUGUGUGCCCUUUUUGAAGAUGAAUAUAGAGAAACCCAACCCUACACAAGGCUUCAACUUGAAGAUAU